Molecule: messenger RNA, 1502 nt
Organism: Malania oleifera
Lineage: Eukaryota; Viridiplantae; Streptophyta; Magnoliopsida; Santalales; Ximeniaceae
Product: eukaryotic translation initiation factor 3 subunit H
Exons: 12
Coding region: 180-1190 (336 amino acids)
Cellular component (GO): eukaryotic 43S preinitiation complex; cytoplasm; eukaryotic translation initiation factor 3 complex
Molecular function (GO): protein binding; translation initiation factor activity; metallopeptidase activity
Source: RefSeq, a predicted model, not a curated record
AAUUUUUAAUUUUUAGUUUUUAGUAUUCAUCCUUGGUUUCCUUUCAUAAUUAAGGAUAUAGGAACGAUACAGGUUCAGCGCGAGGGUUCUCUAGGGUUCUUCAGGCUCUUCCACUGGUAGACAGCUGCUUCGACCUCUCUACCUCCUGCAACUUCUCUUCGCUCAAGGCUUAUACCGCAAUGGCGAACAUGGCUCGGUCGUUCCUGCAGGUGGCAUCAACCGAGGAGGUUGCUUCCCCACUUAGAGUUGUUCAGAUCGAGGGACUGGUUAUAUUGAAGAUAAUAAAACAUUGCAAAGAGUUCUCGCCAGCUCUGGUCACUGGGCAACUUCUUGGGCUGGAUGUUGGUAGUGUUUUGGAAGUUACCAACUGCUUUCCUUUUCCGAUCCGUGAAGAAGAUGAGGAGAUUGAAGCAGAUGGUGCUAAUUAUCAACUUGAGAUGAUGAGAUGUUUGAGAGAGGUUAAUGUUGAUAACAACACUGUGGGAUGGUACCAAUCAACUUUGUUGGGUUCAUUCCAGACAGUGGAAUUAAUUGAGACCUUUAUGAAUUACCAGGAGAAUAUAAGGCGUUGUGUCUGCAUUAUUUAUGAUCCUUCAAGGUCCAGUCAAGGUGUCCUAGCUCUCAAAGCUAUGAAGCUUUCUGAUUCUUUCAUGGAUCUGCAUCGCAAUAACAACUUUACUGGAGAAAAGUUGAGGGAGAAAAAUUUGUCAUGGGUGGAUAUCUUUGAGGAAAUACCUAUAAAAGUUUCGAAUUCUGCCCUUAUCAGUGCCUUUAUGACAGAGCUAGAAGCUGAUACAAUUGUCACCCAGUGUGACUAUGAUCGUCUACAAUUAUCAACAAAUCCAUAUAUGGAGAGGAAUAUGGAAUUUCUUUGUGAAUGCAUGGAUGACUUAUCAAUGGAACAGCAGAAGUUCCAAUUCUACUACCGGAACCUGUCUCGUCAGCAAGCCCAGCAGCAAGCUUGGCUUCAGAAGAGAAGGGCGGAGAACAUGGCACGUAAAGCUGCAGGAGAUGAUCCUUUGCCUGAAGAGGAUCCUUCAAACCCAAUUUUUAAGCCACUCCCUGAACCAUCACGAUUGGAUAGCUUUCUCAUCACGAAUCAAAUAGCCAACUACUGUAACCAAAUUAAUGGAGUUGCCGGACAGAGUUUCAGCAGAUUAUAUUUGAUGAAGGCAUUGCAUGAGAAUUGAGUCCCAAGUCUGGUGAAUUCUUCAUCAGUUGCCGAGACAUUCUUUCUGAAUGUUUUUUUUUGUAGUCCCAGAAAAUCCCCAUCGUAGGUAUUUGGUGUACUUGUCAGAUUUUUUUUAAUUUUUUUUUAAAAAUUUAAAGGCUUGUAAUUUUAUUUUAUUUUAUUUUUAUGGUUUUCCUCUCCUUCACUAGUUAUUUUUAACUCUGAAAUUUCAGCAGAAAAAAAAAAAAAAAAAAACCUUGGGCAGAUUUCCUUGAUUUUUGUAAUAUCAAAUACAAUCUAAAAGAAGAAAUCUUGGAUUAUUGUGAAGCUA